CCUCCCUAUCUUUUUCUCCCCCACUAAUCCCAUGAAAGACUCAGUCUAUAAAAGGUCAGCAGUUGGCAGUUCCCUAUACAACAAAUCCACUUCACCAUUUACACUCUUGCGACUCAAGUUUCCACCUCUUCCUCAACCACGUCCUUCUCCAUUGCCUUUAUUAAUAUUCUCUUCAAAAGAGCAAACUUUAGAGGGUGAAAGAUCCCCAAACACAGAACAGAACAACAAUGGCGAACGAUGCAACUCUCUUCCUUGUCUUUCUCACUAUCUCCGCCUUCUUAUCAUCCUUCAUUGAGGGAGCGCAGCUUAUACUAGUGAACAACUGCGAGGAGAGCAUAUGGCCGGGGAUUCUAGGCGGCGGAGGCCAAGUCACGCCCAAAAACGGCGGCUUCCACAUGGGAAGCGGCGAGGAGACCAUCAUCGACGUGCCGGACAAAUGGUCCGGCCGCAUCUGGGGUCGACAAGGCUGCACCUUCGACCAAAACGGCAAAGGCUCGUGCCAAACCGGAGACUGCAACGCCGGCUCACUCAGCUGCCAAGGAACCGGCGGCGUCCCGCCGGCAACAGUGGUGGAAAUGACGCUAGGCUCAUCCUCUUCGCCGCUUCAUUUCUACGACGUGAGCCUCGUGGACGGGUUCAACCUCCCCGUGUCGAUGAAACCCAUCGGAGGAGGAGUGGGGUGCGGCGUGGCGGCUUGCGAGGUGGAUUUGAAUGUUUGCUGUCCUUCGGCGUUGGAAGUGAAGAGAGAUGGGAGAGUGGUCGGGUGUAAAAGCGCGUGCUUGGCGAUGCAGUCGGCUAAGUACUGUUGCACGGGUGAAUAUGCGAAUCCCAAGGCUUGUAAGCCGACGCUGUUCGCGAAUCUGUUUAAAGCGAUUUGUCCGAAAGCUUACAGCUAUGCGUUUGAUGAUUCGAGUAGUUUGAACAAGUGUAGGGCUUCUCGUUAUGUCAUCACUUUCUGUCCUCCUAAGUGAGGGGUUUGUAAUGUUUAUUGUUGUACGGUCUGGUUUUAGAUUAUUAAAUGAAAAGUUAAACCAUCAAAAAA
This is a messenger RNA of Brassica rapa (field mustard), 1042 nucleotides long. RefSeq names its product thaumatin-like protein. The record is from RefSeq and is a predicted model, not a curated record. NCBI's taxonomy places the organism in Eukaryota, Viridiplantae, Streptophyta, Magnoliopsida, Brassicales, Brassicaceae.